AUGCCGCGCCGCCCGAGGGCCUCCCGCGGCGGCAGCGGCGGCGAGGAGGUGAAGAUGGAGGACUUCGUGGAGUCGAUGCUGAACCUGGGCGGCGGCGGCGAGGGCGAGGAGAGCGAGGAGGGGGAGCAGCUGCCGGCGGCGGACGCCACGCAGUACAAGUCCAAGAACCUGGACGCCGAGCGCCGGAGGAGGGGCAGGCUCAACACCAACAUCCUCAAGCUCAGGGCCGUCGUGCCCAACAUCACAAAGAUGAGCAAGGAGUCCACCCUGGCCGACGCCAUCGGUCACAUCAAGAAGCUCCAGAACCAGGUCCUCGAGCUGCAGAGCCAGCUCGCCGACUCGCCCGGCGAGGCCUGGGAGAAGCAAGGCAGCGCCUCCUGCUCCGAAUCCCUCGCCCCCACCGACAACAUCCAUUAUCAGGGUCAGGUGGAGCUGAUACCUCUGGGGUCUUGUAAGUACAACCUCAAGAUCUUCUGGACCAAAAGGGCAGGCCUCUUCACCAAGGUGCUGGAGGCACUCUGCAACUACAAUGUGCAGGUGCUUAGCCUCAACACCAUCACCUACUAUGGCUAUGCAGAGAGUUUCUUCUGCAUUGAGGUUAAGGGUGAGCAGGAUGUUGUGAUGGUGGAGCUAAGGGACCUCCUGUCCAGUAUUGUGGAGGUUCCAAGCAUUUGA
This is a messenger RNA of Triticum turgidum subsp. durum (durum wheat), 675 nucleotides long. Lineage: Eukaryota; Viridiplantae; Streptophyta; Magnoliopsida; Poales; Poaceae. The record is from the annotation of a GenBank genome assembly.